Messenger RNA from Loxodonta africana (African savanna elephant), 7580 nucleotides. It is a transcript of the gene ZNF792, whose product is annotated as zinc finger protein 792. The record is from RefSeq and is a predicted model, not a curated record. Lineage: Eukaryota; Metazoa; Chordata; Mammalia; Proboscidea; Elephantidae. Bases 385 to 2154 code for a protein of 589 amino acids. The transcript has 4 exons. Gene Ontology annotation, biological process: regulation of DNA-templated transcription.
GGCGGGGCAGACCGUCCGUGUCUGGGUCCUGGAAUCUGUUUGCUUGUAGCGGGUUUGUCCACGCGUAGCCGGGGUGCCCGGGAGCCGGGUCAGGACCGCUUCCCGGAUGGCUAUUCGGGACUGAGCAUGCAAGGACAGUGAGGAGGAUAGGACUCACCUCCACGCCGUCGUACAAACCGUGAUCCUCCUGUGACGGGCGUUUGCCAGGGCCCGGCCAGGCAGCGCGCGCUCCGCGACCGCGAAGGGGGCGCCCUGGACAUUGCGCGCAUUUAACGCUGGGGAGACUGAGGCUAGGCCCGAGGUAACACCCCGCUCAGGACAAGGCAAGGUAGGUGGUCGGCUGAGCCCGCGCGCCUCUCGACCCCUCUCCACCCACAGACUCCGAUGGCGGCGGCGACACUGGUGCACCUGGCGCAGGGCUGUGUGACCUUUGAGGACGUGGCCAUUUGCUUUUCCCAGGAGGAGUGGGGCCUCCUUGAUGAGGCUCAGAGGCUCUUGUAUUGCAAUGUGAUGCUGGAGAACUUUGCACUUAUAGCCUCGCUGGGACUUACGUCUUUCAGGUCUCAUCUAGUUGCCCAACUGGAGAUGGGGAAAGAGCUCUGGGUACCAGACAGAGUGGACCUGACUCCAGCCAUAGGAGGAGGGGCUUAUUGGGGGCAUGGCUCUGGUUUCUGGCAUGGAAUGGAGUGCCAGCAGUCACCUUCUGAGCAUAGUGUUUUUAUAGAAGGAGUAUCACAGGACAGAAAUCCCAAGGCAAGUGUGUCCAUCCAGGACUACUCUUGUGACAUGAGUGGCCUAUUCUUGAAAGACAUUUUGCACCUUGUUGAACAUCAGGCAACAUACCCCAGCCAGAAACCAUACAUGUGUGGGACAUUUGGGAGAGGAUUCAGGUUCAAUGCAAACCUUCACCGGCAACAGAUGCAGCAGAAUGUAGAGAAGCCCAACAGAAGGGAUGAGGAUAGGGCCUCAUUUGUGAAGAGUCGCAGAGCCCACAUGUCAGAGAAGCCUUUCAUAUGUAUGGAGGAUGGGAAGGACUUCAUGGCCAGAUCAGGCUUUCUCCAGCAUCAGGUCACUCACAGUCUUGGGGAGCCACAUAGGAGCACUGAAAUUGUAGUGGGUGUUCACAGAGUGCAGAGGAAUUACAAGUGCAGCGAAUGUGGGAAAACUUUCGGUGACAAAUCCACACUCGUUCAGCACCAGAGAAUCCAUGCUGGAGAAGGGCCUUAUGAAUGUGGUGUUUGUGGGAAAUUCUUUAGACAGACCUCUACCUUCAAUAUACAUCAGAGAGUUCACACUGGAGAAAGAUCUUAUGAGUGCAGCGAAUGUGGAAAAACCUUCAGCCACAAAACCAGAUUUAUUCAGCACCAGAAAAUCCACACUAAAGAAAGGCCUUACGAGUGCAGCGAAUGUGGGAAAUUAUUUAGCCAGUGCUCUGGCCUCUUUCAACACCAGAGGGUUCACACUGGAGAAAAGCCUUAUGAGUGUCGUGAAUGUGGAAAAUUCUUUAGGCACAUCUCCAGUCUAAUUAAACAUCGGAGAGUUCACACUGGAGAAAUGCCUUAUGAGUGUGGUGAAUGUGGGAAAUUCUUUAGCCAAAGCUCCAACCUCAUUCAACAUCGGCGGGUUCACACUGGAGAAAGGCCUUAUGAGUGCAGUGAAUGUGGGAAAUUAUUUAGCCAAAGCUCCAACCUAAUUAAACAUCGAAGGGUUCACACUGGUGAAAGCCCUCAUGAGUGCAGUGAAUGUGGGAAAGCCUUUAGCUACAACUCCAACCUAAUUAAGCAUCGGAGAGUUCACACUGGAGAAAGGCCUUAUAAGUGCAACGAAUGUGGGAAAUUCUUUAGCCACAUCUCCAGUCUCAUUAAACAUCGAAGAAUUCACACAGGUGAACAGCCUUAUGAGUGCAGUGAAUGUGGGAGAUUCUUUAGCCAAAGCUCCAGCCUCAGUAACCAUCGGAGACUUCACACUGGUGAACGUCCUUAUGAGUGCAAUGAAUGUGGGAAAGCCUUCAGCCAAAGCUCUGACCUCAUGAAACAUCAGAGAGUUCACAGUGGUGAGCGACCUUAUGAGUGCAGUGAAUGUGGGAAAGCCUUCAGCCAAAGGUCUAAUCUGAUUCAACAUCAGAAACUUCACAAACCAGGUAGGCCUUACUAGUGCAGCAGAUGUGGGAAAGCCUUCAGCCUAAUCUCAUUUGGCACUGGACAGUUCACACUGUAGAAAGGCCGUAGAAGUGCAGGGAAUGUGCUCCCUCCUUGUUCAACAUAAUGGCUGACACCAGAGAUAAGCUCAGAGAACAGUCUUUCUCAGAGAAUUAUCAGCCAGAAGUGAACCUUGUUCAUCCAAACAUCCACACUGGGAAGAUUCCUUAUAAUUGCUAGGUAUGGUGGAAGCUUUCUGGAGCUAAGUUGCAUUUUGUGACCGUGGACUCUGACCAGUGACCACCAUUUUGUCACUGCCAGUGUUUGUAGCAGAAGCCAUCAGUUCUACACACUGGCAGUCCCUCAGAGUGUGCCAGCCACUCCACUGUGCUCAGGGAAGGCAGCCCUCUGCUCUCUCCUUCCAGUCCACUGAAGGGAAUUGUGAAUAGCCUGAGGCCAUUGGAAGGCAUUAUUCCCUCCCACUGUAACUGGUUUACUGUGGAUAUGACCCCAUGUUUAGCCACAAAGACAUGAGCUGGGUUCUGCUGUCAGCUUGCAGAGAUUUCCCUUUUUCAAAGACAUUGUUCUCAUGUGAUGCCCAUGAUGGAUUUAUUCAGCCUUCAAGUUACCCAACCCAGCAAAUACUUGCUUUACAUUGUUCUGGUCUGUGUAAUAAAGACCUUAUUGUUAAAGCUACCUUUAGUCUUUUGUGUGUGGGUGGUGGGUAAAGAACAGGUCUGGCUUUAUUUGCAUUACUACCCAAGGCUUCUUAGGAAAAUAUGUGGGCUUAAUGUUGUGGUCUGAAUGCCACGAAUUUUUGUAAACCCAGAGGUCGCCCUGUGGAGGAAGUUGUAACCUCCAGUGCAUUUGAGAGCAGCAUGAAUUGGGUCCUUUGUUCUGAGGGUAUGCCCACAUUCCCCAGCACUGUUAAGGGGAAACUGUUUAACUGGCACCUGCCAAGGAGGUGUGCUCUUAAAUCUAACAUCUGGUAAGCAUAUGUGUCUAACUGUAAGUCCUACCAGGCCCAGGUGGGAACUAUAAUUUGUAUAGAAACACUGAGUUGAUAGGGAGUAGGUGAGACUACAGCAAACUAGAGGAAAUGUACCUAUUCUAAAGGUGUAUCCACAAUUGUUCCCUUGAAUGUGACUGUGCAGGAUGUGGGGUUUGCAGAAAUCCCACAGACUUCCAGACUCUGUUCAAUGGCCAGAGUCACUGGCAAAGAAAAUGAGAAAAUAAAGUUUUUGUGGAUUACUGCAGCCUCUCGGCAGUCUUCAUCUGAAGGCCAUUACUGCAUGUGCAGAAAAAUGAGACAGAGAAGGCAGAUCAUGUAGUCCAGGGAUGUAGUAUUUGACAUUGCAAGUAUUUCUGAAGAAUCAGGAGGAAAUGGCCUUCAUUGCUUAGCUUUUUUUUUUUUUCUUCCUGCCAAGGCAUAAGGAGAAGGGAAAGGAUCAGAACUAUGCAUUUGGUCUUCAAAGCUGGGGAGGCUAGAGGGAUCAACUAGAGAGUGGGUAGAGACAGAACUAUGCCUUCGGACCCUUUAAGUUUUAGAGGGGGAGCAGGUAAGGAGUAGAUGGCAAAGGAGAUGGACAAGUUGUAGUCAGACGGGUGACUCCCUUGGUGUAAAAAGUGAAUCAAGGAGGGAGCGGCAUCACUGCUUCCCAGGAGGACCCCCAUGAGCAGGGAUUGUGUAUAUUUCUCUCUCUCUUAUGCACUUCCCUUAGGUGGGUACCUGAGCACAUAGUAGAUCCUCAGUGAAUACUUGUUAAGAUGUUUUGACUGAAGAUGGCAUUACUGUAGCAGCAUCAGUGUAGCAACUGGAAACCCCUACAAUUCAGUUCCUGGACUGUGCCUGAUGGUGAGGUCUCCCCAUCUCUACAACCUGCCUCUACAAAGCCUGCCUCCAGAUUUCUAUGGGUUUCACCCUCCCCUGGAUGUCCUAAGCGCUCCAUCUAAGCGGACUGACAUUAAAGCUCAGAUCACUAAUCCAUUUUGGACUCUUAGACUUCUCUCUGGGAGGAGAGGGGAGGGAAGAAAAGAGCUUCAGACAUGCAUCCCACCCAGCAACCAUUGUGGGGUGGAUAGGGCCCCUGCCUGAGGGAGGGGCUCUCAGGUGACAAGUCUAAUAUUCCUGUCAUGACUGUUCCUGGUAAAGGAAAAGCAAAGUACAAGGAACUGUCAAACAGAAAUUGAUAGCAGAUAUCUUGCUUUGAUUUGGGGUUUUCUUACAAAACCAAAUAUUCACUUUAAAGAAAUCCCUGACCAAAAUUGAUCUGCCAAGUUUUCACCCAAAGUUGCAAUCCUUUCUUUCCUGUUAGAACCCAAGCUUACGAAAUUUGAAUUUCACAAGAUAUGGCUGUGUGGAGGGGCAGAGACCAUCUUGUAGACUGAUAUCCGUUGAUCUCAGUAAAAGGUGGGAAAGCAGGCCUCAAUCUAUCAUGUUAAGAUUAGCCAAUGGUUGAUCUUCUAUGUUUCUCUCUCCUCUUUAUAAGUCUCAUUGUACCUAGCUUCUUCAAGCCAUUUUUGCUUUUUCUGGAAUCAAAAUGAUCUCCCUAUGUGCAUAUAGGAAACCCUGGUGGCGUAGUGGUUAAGAGCUAGGCUGCUAACCAAAAGAUUGGCAGUUCAAAUCCACCAGGUGCUCUUUGGAAACCAUAUGGGGCGGUUCUGCUCUGUCCUAUAGGGUUGCUAUGAGUUGGAAUCAACUCGGUGGCAAUGGGUUUUAUGAGUAUAUGCAUAUAGAAAAACUGUUCAGAAUAAACCUUAUAUUCAAAUGUCACUGAGUUUUUUAUUAUUUUUUAACAGCAGUAAUGAUCUGCUCCCAUAAAGAUUACAGCCUAGGAAACCCCAUGGGACAGUUUUACUCUGUCUCAUGGGGCAGCUAUGAGUCAGAAUUAACUUGAUGGCACCCAACAACAACAACCCAUUCCCCAGAGCCUUGGUGGCACAGUGGUUAAAGUGCUUGGCUGCUAACCAGGUCGCUGGUUUGAACCCACCAGCCCACUCCACAGGAGAAAGAUGUGGCAGUCUGCUUCUCUAAAGAUUUACAGCAUUGGAAAUUCUAUGGGGCAGUUCUACUCUGUCCUAUAGGGUUGCUAAGAGUCAGAAUUGACUCUACAGCAAUGGGAAUCCAUUCCCCAGAAGGAUUUGAUUGAUGAAGAGCAACCAAAACUCCUUCGCCCACAUCUUGCUCUCCUGAUCCUCAGUAAAGUUUAGCAUCACAGAAAAAUGACAAAAGUACACAGAACAUUACACUCAUUUAAAAAAAAAAAAUCAAAACAGCCCUGUUGGGAACAUAGUGAAGGAAGAUAGUUCCAGAACGAGUCCACAAGGUUAAACUCAUCAGUUAGUACAUGAAAAUUCUCCAUGGGACACUUAUCCAGACUGAGCUAAUUAUGCCACAUUAUGUCUUAGUUAUCUAGUGCUGCUGUAACAGAAAUACAGCAAGUGCAUUUUCUAUACUAUGUUGUUGUUAGGUGCCAUCGAGUAGAUUCAGAUUUAUAGCAACCCCAUGUGCGACAGAACAAAACACUGCCUGGUCUUGUGCCAUCCUCACAAUUAUUGCUAUGUUUGAGCCCAUUGUUGCAGCCACUGUGUGAAUCCAUCUCAUUAAGGGUCUUCCUCAUUUUCACUGAGCCUCUACUUUACCAAGCAUGAUGUUGUUCUCCAGGGACUGGUCCCUCCUAAUAACAUGUCCAAAGCAUGUGAGACGAAGUCUUGCCAUCCUUGCUUCUAAUAAGCAUGCUGGCUGUAGUUGCUUCCAAGACAGAUUUGUUCUCACACUUUAGGAGGCUAGAACUCCAAAUAUAGGUUGCUGGCUCUAAGGGAAGGCUUUCCUUCUCUAUUGGCUCCGGGGAAGUCUUUGUGUCUUCAGCUUGUUUCCUGGUUCCUUGGAGAUGGCCAUGUGUCUUGGCAUCAAUCUUUUCCCAUCUUUCCUCUGCUCCCUUGUUUAACCUCUUUUAUAUCUCAAAAGAGAUUGACUUGAGGCGCGGCCAAGAUGGCGGACUAGGCAGACGCUACCUCGGAUCCCUCUUGCAACAAAGACACGGAAAAACAAGUGAAUCGAUCACAUACAUAACAAUCUACGAACCCUGAACAACAAACACAGAUUUAGAGACGGAGAACGAACUAAUACGGGGAAGCUGCGAUUGUUUUCAGAGCCUGGAGCCAGCGUACCAGUCAGAUACGGCACAAGCACAGAGAGCUGCUCCACUCCCCUGAACCAACACCGGGAGGGGGCCCAGCCGGUUCGCGCCGGCGGCGUGGCGACGCAGCCGGUGGGAGAAGUCCCCGGGAGGCAGUGACUGGUCUUGGAGCGGGGAGAGCAGCAUCCCAGCUGGGGAACCGUCCUGCCGGGAUUUGGACUGGACGCAGGUACGGCAUAAACACGGAGAGCUGCUCCAACCACCCGAACUAACCCCGGGAAGAGGGCCCAGCCCGUUCGCUCAGGCAGCAUGGGACACAGCGGGUAGGAGAAGUCCCCGGGAGGCAGCGACUGGUAUUGGAGUGGGGAGAGCAGCGUCCCAGCCAGGACACUCGGUCACGGCACAAGCACGGGGAGCUGCUCCACUCACCUGAACUAACCCCGGGAGAGGGCCCAGCCAGUUCUCGGAGGCGGCACGGCGACGCGGCUGGCGGGCCAAGAAGUCCCCGGGAGGGAGCGACUGAUUUUGGAGUUGAGAGUGCACCAUCCCAGCAGGGGAGCCUUGACCCUGGGCGUGGGGCUGGAAGCGGAGGAUCUGACCAUGACUCCAGCGGCCCAGACCCCCCGGGGGCAAUCUCCACACAGCCAGCAUACAUAGGCGACGCGCCCCGCGGGAAUCUCAGAUAUAAUAGUCAUUCCAAGCAAGACGAGCAACUCUGGCUAUAUUCUGAGGUGCUACUCUCCUAUCUCUCUGUUCCCUCCCCUACCCUCCCCAGGCGGCUUCAUUAACAUCCGAAUAGCCUAAGCCAGAGGGAGAACUCUGAUAGGGAUCUGACUGCAUUUUUUUUUAGCGGAUUUUCUGGAAAAACUAGUUUCCCAGUGAUGGCUCGGAAACAGCAGUCCAUAUCAAACCACCUAAAGAAGCAGACCAUGACAGCUUCUCCAACCCCCCAAACAAAAGAAUCAAAAUCUUUCCCAAAUGAAGAUACAAUCCUGGAAUUAUCAGAUACAGAAUAUAAAAAACUAAUUUACAGAAUGCUACAAGAUAUCACAAAUGAAAUAAGGCAAACUGCAGAAAAAGCCAAGGAACACACUGAUAAAACUGUUGAAGAACUCAAAAAAAUUAUUCAAGAACAUAGUGGAAAAUUAAUAAGUUGCAAGAAUCCAUACAGAGACAGCAUGUAGAAAUCCAAAAGAUUAACAAUAAAAUUACAGAAUUAGACAACGCAAUAGGAAGUCAGAGGAGCAGACUCGAGCAAUUAGAAUGCAGACUGGGACAUCUGGAGGACCAGGGAAUCAACACC